GAGAGGAGAGAGGCAACUCUCAGACAUCUUCCCUUUCCCUUUCCUCUCUUCUUGUGCUUCCUCUCAGACAUCUCCUCUCCUGGAGCUUUUAAAGUUCAGUUCUUUCCACGUUUAUCUUGCCGGAAACGGUCCGUUUCGAGCUGCAGAAGGACUUUGUUCUGCUGUUAUCUUCUGCCUUGGUCCCUACUUCAUUUAGACCCGACAAACGGGUGGGUCGCGCUGCGGAAAGUUACCCGGCAAGGUUCGCCUAAUCCUGCAAAAAUUCGCAAACUUGGGUUGGUGCUUCGGACCUCGAACUGUUCAAAUUCAUUUAGGAAGUCAAAAAACUAAUAAUCAGUGAAAGUUGCAUUUGAUCUUUCACCUUCCAGGAUGUAUUACCUGCAUAUGACAUGAAAACUAUUGUAUUUGACUGCUUUUCAAUGGUUUCUUUGUCAGGGUUCUCACACAAUACCAAUUGGUGAGAGCAUCUCCUUAUCCAUCCUUUUGCACUCAAUCCAUGGGUUCAGGCAAACUGAGGAGAGCCCUCGGAGCGGUCAAGGACCACACCAGCAUCGGCCUAGCGAAAGUUAGUACCAGCAGCAGCUCGGUUGCCGACCUGGAAGUCGCAAUAGUGAAGUCGACUCGGCACGACGAAUUCCCGGCUGAGGAGAAGCACAUCCAAGAGAUCAUUAGCUUGACAUCCUAUUCCCGUGCGAACAUCACCGUGUGCAUCGACACCCUCUCCAGGCGCCUCAACAAGACCCAGAACUGGACGGUCGCGCUGAAGACGCUUAUUCUGAUCCAGAGGCUCCUGGCCAAGGGGGACCCCGCGUACAAGGAGGAGAUCUUCUUCGCCACGAGGCGCGGUACCCGCUUCCUCAACAUGUCCGACUUCCGCGACAUGUCGCGGUCGAACUCGUGGGACUACUCGGCAUUUGUCAGGACGUACGCUCUGUACCUCGAUGAACAGCUAGAAUACAGGAUGCUGGGACGGAAACGGAGACGUGGCAAGUACGGCCUCGAUGAAGAAGAGGAAGAAAAUGGGCAAGCUGGCGAUAGAUUCACACCGGUUCGAGACAUGAAAAAUGAACAGAUUUUUUCAAAGAUGCAGCAUUUGCAGCAACUACUCGAACGUUUCUUGGCGUGCAAGCCAACAGGUCGAGCGAAGAACGACAGAGUGAUUUUCGUGGCCCUUUACCCAAUAGUAAAAGAAAGCUUCCGAAUCUAUAAUGAAAUGAUGGAGAUCAUGGCAACACUAGUAGAUAGAUUCACGGAGAUGGAGAUUGCAGAAUGCAUCAAGGUAUAUGAGAUCUUCGCAAAAGUAGGGAAGCAGUUUGAUGAGCUCGAAAUAUUUUACGCUUGGUGCAAGAAUGUCGGCAUCGCUCGUACUUCCGAGUACCCGGAAAUUGAGCGAAUUACACAGAAGAAACUCGAUCUUAUGGACGAUGUCAUUCGCGACAGAGUAGCAGCAGCGAAAUGUGAGAGAGCGCCCAGUGUAGAGCCAAAGAAUCUUAUUGUGCAAGAAACAGAAGCAAAUGAACCAGACAUGAACUCGAUCAAGGCACUGCCUCCACCCGAGGGCUUUUGCGAAUCGACUGUCGAAGAGAAGGAAGAACCAAAGAAAGAGAACACACAGCAACAAGAUGACCUGCUAAAUCUAGGAGACGAUGUGGUUGCCACCGGAGAACUCGGAGAUGAACUAGCAUGGGCCUUAUUUGAUGGCGGCGCACCAUCGGUUGGUCCUGACCCGACACCCAAAUGGGAGGCAUUUGGUAAUGAUACGGCAGACUGGGAAUCCUCACUUGUGCAAUCGGCAAGCGGUUUAUCAAAUCAAAAGACGACACUAGCCGGCGGUUUGGAUAUGUGGCUGUUCAAUGGAAUGUAUCAGCAGGGAGCAACAGCCGCAGCUAGGCCUAGUGCAGUAAAUGCAGGCAAUGGAAGUGCAAGUAGUGUCAUGGUCAGGUCAGCCGACAAGUCGGCGAUGCUGGCUUUGCCCGCGCCUCCGGCUCCAGCUGUUAGGGCAACCGAUAAUUUCGUCGACCCGUUUGCAGCAUCACUCACCGUUGCUCCACCACCGUACGUGCAGAUGUCGGAUCUGGAGAAGAAGCAGCGGCUUUUGGUCGACGAGCAGCUCUUGUGGCAGCAGUACACGAGAGACGGAAUGCGAGGGCAGUUCGGGAUGGCGAACUUACAGGCUAAUACAUACAACAUGGGAAGUUACACUAGAAGUUAUUGAAGGUGUGUUAUAUUGUUUCCUAAGUACAGAGAUCUGAGCAAGUGGAUAGCAGAGCAAGAUGCAAAGACUAAUCAUUGGAAGACACCAAGGUUCUGGAUUUAUGCCUUCUCCACAUCUUCAGGCCGAAGAAGAAACCGAUCCUGAGCAU
Messenger RNA from Rhodamnia argentea, 2363 nucleotides. RefSeq names its product putative clathrin assembly protein At1g03050. The coding region runs from base 497 to 2215 and encodes 572 amino acids. Gene Ontology annotation, molecular function: 1-phosphatidylinositol binding; phosphatidylinositol-4,5-bisphosphate binding; SNARE binding. The record is from RefSeq and is a predicted model, not a curated record. NCBI's taxonomy places the organism in Eukaryota, Viridiplantae, Streptophyta, Magnoliopsida, Myrtales, Myrtaceae. Gene Ontology annotation, biological process: clathrin coat assembly; clathrin-dependent endocytosis; vesicle budding from membrane. The transcript has 2 exons. Gene Ontology annotation, cellular component: clathrin-coated pit; clathrin-coated vesicle.